Molecule: messenger RNA, 1546 nt
Organism: Mytilinidion resinicola
Lineage: Eukaryota; Fungi; Ascomycota; Dothideomycetes; Mytilinidiales; Mytilinidiaceae
Exons: 6
Coding region: 61-1488 (475 amino acids)
Biological process (GO): regulation of DNA-templated transcription
Molecular function (GO): DNA-binding transcription factor activity, RNA polymerase II-specific; zinc ion binding
Source: RefSeq, a predicted model, not a curated record
CAAGAGUUUUGUUCAACCAUCAGACUGUGAGCGAAAGCACAGAAGCCUUAUUCCGCCUAAAUGGAGGAGCCAGUGAGCCGGCGGAACGCACUGCACUGUCCCGUCUGUAAAAAGCUCUACGCUAACGGUACCAACUCCCGAGCUAAAAGCAAGCACAUCUCAUAUUGCCGCAAAAAAUACCAAUCAGGCCCCCUGCCUAGAAGGAAGGCCUGUGAUGAAUGCGCGCGGUCUAAGGUCCGCUGCAGCUCAGAUCCUGGAGGCUGCUCUCGCUGCGCUUCAAGAGGCGUCUCAUGUACUUAUCAAGGCACCUUGAACGGCCAAAAUAUCACCGGCGUACCCCUUGUGGACAUUCCGCCCCAGUCUUCGAACGACUUUAGGCCCGGCCUCGACAGUCCUUCUAUCGGGACUGAAGAGACACCCGGAAACAGCUAUCUUUCCCCCACAACCUUUACUUGGGAUAAUGACAUAUUCAGACCUGAGUGGUCAUAUGUGUCUGACCUAACGACUGACUUAGGCGAAGGCUAUCCUGUCGGAUCUCAUGUUGAUGCCUCUAGUAUCAGCGGCGAGUUACAAUCUGCGUCAAAUGCUAUAACUUUCUCAGAGCAAUCACUUCAAGCAUCGUCUUCAAUUCCAGCAUCGCUGGCCUAUCGAGAUCCUUCCUCGUUGUUUGAACGGCGCAAGUUCUCAGAACCAGAGCAUGAGCUUACUAGCGACCUUGCCCUGCACAUCCUGCGUUCCUACCCGUACAUGAUAGCCAACCAGGAUUCUGUUCCUCCUUUCAUCCACCCGAAAUAUCGGUAUCUGUCUGAGAGUGACACGGCAUGUCCGAGUCCUCUCGAUGCUGCCCUGAAACUAGCGAAGAUGCUGCUGCAUGGCCGACGAAUGAAUAAGAGCUUGAUCUGGGGACUGAUUCGCAUAGAACAGGAGCGGCUGCUCAACGAGCACCCCAACUUUAGCAAGUGGGAGGUUUUGGAGGCGCUGCAAUCUCUCGUCGUCUAUAUCCUCCUGAGGAUUAUUGAGGGACGCCAUGACUACACCAACUUUAGUACCCAGCUUUUGGCUUCAAUUAAGGCAAUAUGCACGCAUAUCACCACAAAAUUUGGGAAUCUCAUCAGCUCUGAUGAACUUACGGGUCAAAUGAUCCUGUGGAAGGACUGGGUAUUUUUGGAAUCGCGUCGUCGAACUGCAACUGCCGUGCUCAUUAUAAACAGCAUUAUACACGCACAAAUUACGACACCGUCUCCAACCAUGCCCAAGUAUUCCUGCUCUCCUGCACCGUCCCCUAUGAUGUUGUGGAAUGCCGAGAACGAGAUGGACUGGACAGUCGACUAUGCAGAACACCUACAUAAGAAUGCCGUGCAUGGCAUGCUCAGAAACGGCGACCUUGUUGAGUUGAAGGAAGCUGCCGGAAAACAACACGACAGGUGGUAUGCUUACGCCGACUCGUUUGGCCUUCUAGUUACGUUAGUGUCAAACAUGGUCAUUUAGAGAAGCAACUUUGCUGUGUAAUGCGAAAGGUGCGAUUGUCAUAUUACUUCAAACCCGA